AUGUUCACAGAUGCUAUAGAUUAUGCGAAACAAUGCCACGAAUGUCAGACCCACGGAGACGUCAUACAUAUGCCCCCUGAAGAUCUUCAUCAGAUAGUCACUUCUUGGCCUUUUGCUACCUGCGGAGUCGAUGUUAUUGGUUCGAUAAAUCCACCUUCAUCUAAAGGAAAGCAAUAUAUACUAGCAGCAACAGAUUAUUUCUCUAAGUGGACAGAAGCGAUCGCAUUGCGCAAUGUCAAAGAAAAAGAUGUUGUCAAUUUCAUCCGGCAUGCAAUAAUAUAUCACCACGGUAUCCCGAAAAAAAUUGUUACCGAUAAUGGUACUCCUUUCAAGAAUAGAGACAUCGAAAAGUUGUGCCAAAAGUCUAGUAUUCAUCACUCGUUUUCAACACCUUACUAUCCAGUGGCCAAUGCAUUAGUAGAGGCAUUUAACAAGACGAUAGUGAAGAUACUGAAGAAGACAGUGACUGAAAAUAAGCGUGAUUGGGAUGAGAAGUUGUAA
Molecule: messenger RNA, 501 nt
Organism: Magnolia sinica
Lineage: Eukaryota; Viridiplantae; Streptophyta; Magnoliopsida; Magnoliales; Magnoliaceae
Exons: 1
Coding region: 1-501 (166 amino acids)
Biological process (GO): DNA integration
Molecular function (GO): nucleic acid binding
Source: RefSeq, a predicted model, not a curated record